This is a messenger RNA of Sinocyclocheilus rhinocerous, 669 nucleotides long. RefSeq names its product evolutionarily conserved signaling intermediate in Toll pathway, mitochondrial-like. The transcript has 2 exons. The record is from RefSeq and is a predicted model, not a curated record. Gene Ontology annotation, cellular component: mitochondrion. Gene Ontology annotation, molecular function: protein binding. The annotation marks the transcript as partial. Gene Ontology annotation, biological process: cell surface receptor protein serine/threonine kinase signaling pathway; innate immune response. NCBI's taxonomy places the organism in Eukaryota, Metazoa, Chordata, Actinopteri, Cypriniformes, Cyprinidae.
UUUAAGCUUCUGAGACCAUUCCACUGCAGUGCAGUAUGUUCCACGAGUCGACCAAGCCAGACGCAGCUUGAAAAGACAGUUAAAGAUGAGACGCUUAAUAAAGACAAAGGUUUAGUCACACAUGAUGAUUUAUUUGAACGAGCUGCUAGAGACUCAAAGACCAAGGCUGAUUUUAACAGGGUCGUGGAUGUUUUUAGCAAGAAGGACAUUCGGCGACGAGGCCAUGUGGAGUUUAUUUAUGCUGCCCUGAAGAAGAUGCCAGAAUUUGGAGUAGAACGAGACAUUACUGUUUACAACAAACUCCUGGAUGUGUUUCCAAAAGAGGUGCUCAUGCCACGGAACUUCAUUCAGAGGAUGUUCAACCACUACCCACGACAGCAAGAGUGUGGAGUACAGCUGCUGGAGCAGAUGGAGAACUAUGGUAUCAUGCCGAAUGUAGAGACCAAGGUUUUACUGGCUCAGAUAUUUGGGGAAAAGAGUCAUCCUAUGAGGAAGUACCAGCGUAUCAUGUACUGGUUUCCCAAAUUCAAGCAUGCAAACCCCUUCCCCAUCCCACAUGUGCUCUCUAGUGACCCAGUAGAGCUCGCUCGAUUCAGUCUUACCCGGAUUGCAGAUGACCUGGAUGCUAAAAUAACAAUCUAUCAGGUGACUAUUGAAUCUACAACUUAA